Molecule: messenger RNA, 1359 nt
Organism: Colletotrichum truncatum
Lineage: Eukaryota; Fungi; Ascomycota; Sordariomycetes; Glomerellales; Glomerellaceae
Product: mnng and nitrosoguanidine resistance protein
Biological process (GO): regulation of DNA-templated transcription
Molecular function (GO): zinc ion binding; DNA-binding transcription factor activity, RNA polymerase II-specific
Source: RefSeq, a predicted model, not a curated record
AUGGGCCGACGGUCGAAACAAAAAUCGUGUUUCCCUUGCGUCGAGGCUAAGAGGCAAUGCGAUCGUUCGCUCCCCUCUUGUUCUCGCUGCCUGGAUAGGGAGAUUGAAUGCAAAUACGCCCCUGUUCGACGUCCCCUGCGUCUUCCGGCACCCGUUGAAGUUUCGAGACCAACUUUAGAGCUCAAUAACAGCUGGGAUUUAAACCAGUCAUGGCCAGGCACGCAGUACAGUGUAGGCGACGCUCUGUUUAGACAACAACUAGAUACACUGGACGAAAACUUGUGUAUUCCAACCACACUGGAGAGUAUCGACGCAGCGAUAUCUACAAUCGACUCGAACAAUGCCUCUUCGUCCGCUUGCUCCACAACGCAAUCAGGCACUUGCGAAAACGACAUAAGGACAAGGCAACUGACCCCCACAACGGAACGAUUAAGCUGGUUCCUUAUGUCUUCAUCGUGGGACGUUGCCCACCAACAGCAGCCUCCGUCAUUCAUACCUCCUGCUGCCGUCUUCACUAACUUCGUCCGUGGGCUCCAGUCUUGGCUUGUCCGCUUUCUCCGCAAGGGUCACAAUCCCUUUAUCCACCGGCACUUGUACUUGGAGACAACGAUGCCGCGCUGCAUCCAAGACGCUUAUGCUGCCAUUGCGGUCGCGCAGAAUGUCAGUUCAGACAAUGAGCACGCUGUCGAUGCUAUCUCUUCAACAUACAUUCUGGACCUGCUUGCCAGUCACUCCGGAACGGAUACAUCGUUCUCCUUACUCACGACGAGAGAGCACCUAGCUCGCACCCAAGCCCUCUUGAUCCAUCUUCUAGUGUCACUCUUCUCAUCCUCUAUCCCCCGCCGGGCGAAGGCGGAGAGUCUAAUAGACGUACUCCGCCUCUGGGCCCGCCAACUUUGGGAGUCUGCUACUUUGGACGCAACCACCUCCGCCAUUUACCCGAACACCCUCUCUAUGAUGGAAGACUGUGGACGAGAUGCAAACGAGGCUAUUCCCAGCCUAUAUCGGGCCUUUAUUCUCUCUGAAUCAGUACGACGAACGUUUCUGCUGACCAGUAUUGCGACCGGUGUGUAUAGUAGUCUCCAGCAGACUUGGUCUCAUGCUUGCCAUGGCGAUGUUUUCGUUACGCUUCGUGCGGAGUUAUGGGACGCACCAUCAUCAGCUCGAUGGGAGGCUGUGGCGCGCAGGCACGAUCCGUUGUUUAUCCAAAGCCUCCAAGGCCAUUCCUUAGUAGAGCGUGGCGUACCUGCUGCUGAUGUUGAUGAGUUUGCUCGUUUGCUUUUUACCGUCAUGUGGGGAUUGGAAAAGGUCGAGCGUUGGGUUGUUACUACUGGAGAUUCUGUAUCGGUGAUGUAUUGA